GGCUUGUCUCAUUCAGACUAAUGGCUGUUCUCCGUGUAUACACUGGCAAGAAAUGUUGACGGACAGCAAGUAUGUGUUUUAAAUGCCAAGUUGUUAUAUCGAAACUCGUCGCUCCACUGUUUGUGGUGUAAAAUGAUGUAAAUGCUUCGUUUUAGUUUAUCUCUAAUUUACAUGAAGUGUUAAAUUUAGCCGUUAGCGCGUUAGCUGCCAGCCGAGGACCGAGCAUCGGUCACCAACACUGUGUCUGCCAAUGGGAGAUAAAUAGAAGCUAGAGCAGGAGAGAGCUGCCUUUCUGUUUCACUAGAAGUUAAUUCACCGGGUCACCCCGUGCCUAAUGCCUGAACAAGGCCCCAGGAUGAAUGGGUUUUCUCUCGGUGAACUGUGCUGGCUGUUCUGCUGUCCGCCCUGUCCUAGCCGCAUCGCGGCCAAGCUGGCCUUCCUCCCCCCGGAGCCCACCUACUCUGUCCACACUGAUGCUGACGGGCUGACCAGCUUACACCUGACCGAGCGGGCAGACUGGCAGUACUCCCAGAGAGAGCUGGACGCAGUGGAGGUGUUUAGCACCAGGAGCAGUCGGGGGAACCGGGUCGGCUGUAUGUUUGUGCGCUGCGCCCCGAACAGCCGCUACACGCUGCUUUUCUCCCACGGGAACGCAGUGGACCUCGGCCAGAUGUGCAGUUUCUAUAUCGGCCUCGGCUCCAGGAUCAACUGCAACGUGUUCUCCUACGAUUACUCCGGAUACGGGGUCAGCACCGGGAAGCCUUCUGAGAAGAACCUGUAUGCGGACAUAGAGGCGGCCUGGCAGGUCCUGAGGAACAAGUAUGGUGUAACACCAGAGAACAUCAUCCUGUACGGUCAGAGUAUUGGCACUGUGCCCACUAUCGACCUGGCUGCUCGCUACGAAUGUGCUGCUGUCAUCCUCCACUCUCCACUCAUGUCAGGGCUCCGGGUGGCUUUCCCCGAUACACGGAAGACUUACUGCUUUGAUGCCUUCCCCAGUAUUGACAAGGUGUCCAAAGUUGCGUCCCCUGUGCUGGUGAUCCACGGUACAGAAGACGAAGUGAUCGACUUCUCCCACGGUCUGGCCAUGUACGAGCGCUGCCCCCGUGCCGUCGAGCCCCUGUGGGUGGAGGGAGCUGGCCACAAUGACAUUGAACUGUACGCCCAGUACCUGGAAAGACUCAAGCAGUUCAUCUCCUUUGAGCUUCGCAACUCUUGAGGGAAGCUGGACACACCCAGGCCAGGAUUUCAUCUCAACACACUGGUUAUCAUCUCUUAGCGUAGGGGCAGGACUGGACUAAUCACAGUGUUCUCCCCUGUCCUCGGAGCCAUUUCAGGGUAGGAAUGUGUAGCGGACUGGAAGAGGAGGAGGUUUUAGAUUGUUGAGUUGCAGCCGAGAGUUCCCAGUACGGCCAGAAGUGAAGCUGGCUUAACGUGUACUGUCCCUAAAACCUGGCAGGUGCUGCUACAUGUGGACACAGUUUGCCAAUCAGCCAACGCCGAGGCUGCGUUUGCACUUGCUGCUCAAAUCUGAAUGAGUUUCUCAACUCCAGCUUUUCUUCCCUUCCUCUACUCACUCUGUCUCCUUGAUCUUUCUGAGCCAGUGUCUUUCACUGUCAGCUUCACUACGUCACAUCCUGUCUGUCCCUCUGUUUCUCCCCAAAUUCUCGCUUUUCUUUUGAUCGAGUUUUUGCAGCGUCCAAGCUUGAUUUUUGUAUUCUUUUAUACCAGAUGGAUAAGAAUCAAUUUUGCACCUUGAGAAACAAUUGAAGUUUUUUCGUUGUUGUUGAUUUUUUACUUUUCUGUAUUUUUUUAGUUACCAUUCAGGAUCUACCAAACAAUUGCACUUUUAAUGUGCAUAUAUUUUCAGCUUUUUUUCUGUGUUAAGUUAUGUCUGUGUUGAUUUUUUUGUUAACUGGGUUUUGUUUUUCUAAAUGGCAGGUUGAACUUUUUUUCGGUUGGUGUGUGUGUUUAGAAACUGUGUGCACCCCUGCAUAUCUGGCCUUUGUUGCUGUGAUCUUUGCAGUCCUAAUGCAUGCUACUCUCACAUACAGAAAGAAAAUAAUACCAAAAUUGGUUUAAAAAUCUAGCCAUUUACAAUAUGCCUUGCUAACUGGCACACGGGUACAAUUCUGGUAGAAGCCACUGGUAAAUCCAGCAACAUUUGGAAUUGGUUUCACUGAUGAUCCACCAUGAGAAGCUGUUGUGAAGAGCAGUGUGUACACAAAGUGUUUAUUGAAACUAGGGCUGCAAUUUACAAUUAUUUUAAUUAUCGAUUAAUUUGUCGAUUAUUUCAACGAUUAAUCGAUUAGUUGUUUGGGCUAUACAUGUUUAAAAAUAUCAAUGAGUGUUUCCCAAACCACAAGAUGACGUCCUCAAAUCUCUUGUUUUGUCCACAAACCAAAGAGAUAUUCAGUUUAUUGUCAUAAAGGAACAAAGAAACCAGAAAUAUUCACAUUAAAGAAGCUGAAAUCAGAGAAUUUGGACUUAUUGUCUUUAAAAACUUCUCAAACCAAUUAUUUGAUUAUCAAAAUAGUUGACGAUUAAUUUAAUUAUCUAUUAUUGUUCGAUUAAUUGUUGCAGCUCUAAUUGAAAUCCAUUGUGAUUGGUGGAUCAUCUAUGGGUAAAAUGCUGAUUUUACCUAAAUUAUUUGUAAAAUGCCUCAUUGAGCAAACUUUCUAUCAUCCUAUGUUGCAGAAAUUAAACUUGACAUCUCAGCACUGGGUGAAGCCAUUGUUGAAAGAGUAAUAUUGCGGUCUAAUCAGCGUGCACAUUUAGUGUAUGUAUCUAAUGUCUUACUUAUUGUAUCUGUAAAUCGUAUCACACCAGGUGCGUACCAUGCCACUGAGCAACACAGCAAUGAAUAUCCCAAAUGUUGGGGAAUACAGACGCUUACCUCAAGAGAGAGCAUCAGGUGUCUAGGUUCUACUAUUCUAACUCGAGACCACGUGGUAAUAACACUUGACAGCUGAUUCAAACGUAAAACAUACUUGAUUUUGUACUGUAAACUGAAGUUUGGGAGCAUGCUGCUGGGUUUACCUUCAGAUAAAAGACACUGAACUGUGAACUCAACUCUAUGUGAAGGUAUUUAAGAUGCUGUCAGUGGGUUUGGGUCAGUCAUUUCACACAGCAGAUAAAGCCUUAUGUUCUGAAACAUUUCACCCCAUCCUGUUCACUACAGCAGGGAUUUUGUGUUCUUCAGGGGGACUGAUAACUGCUGCUUUUCAUCAGAGGAAUCAAUCAGUCAGUCACUGUGAAACCCAGACUGAAUUCUGAAAUGACAGCAAGGUACUAAAACCAAAUUUAGCCUGACCAUCGUCAUCACCUGUUGCCAUGUGUUGCUGCUUGCAGUAGGAGAGGGAUUGUAGAACCUGAUAAUGUAAUAAAUUCCCGAUAAUAUAAUAACCCCGAUAAUGUAAUAAAAAUCUGCACUUGAGUCUAUUGAAAAUGUAAUAAAACCUGAUAAUGUAAUAACUUCCCGAUAAUGUAGUAAAGUGCAUUUCCCAAUAAUGUAAUACACUUUUUUUUUUUACCAAUAAUGUAAUAAAGUAUAACAUUAAUGGAAGGUUUUUGAUCAAAUCAAAGAUGGCAGAAAAUCCAAUAUGGCCGAAAAAACCCCCAUUGAUGAUGCAUUGAGCUCGGAUUGGCCCAAGUAUAACAUUAAUGGGAGGUUAUUACAUUAUCAGGUUAGCCUUCAUUUCGCAAGUCCUGAUAAUGUAAUAAUUCUCCAAUAUUGUAAUAAUUUAACAGCAGACCACCCAUUACUUGGGUUCAAGUGGUGAUACUGUGUAGGCAACUCUAGCUCAAGAGCUCUAGCGCCACCAACAGGUCAAAGUUGAAUGUUUAUUAACUUUUGACCCGUUCAUCCGUUUUUCACAAAGGAUGUAUCACUGGAACCCUUGGGCCAAUCCAAGCUCAAUGCAUCCUCAAUGGGGUUUUUCGGCCAUAUUGGAUUUUCCGCCAUCUUUGAUUUGAUCAAAAACCUCCCAUUAAUGUUGUACUUUAUUACAUUAUUGGUAAAAAGUGUAUUACAUUUUUGGGAAAUGCACUUUAUUACAUUAUCGGGAAGUUAUUACAUUAUCAGGUUUUAUUACAUUUUCAAUGGACUCAAGUGCAGAUUUUUAUUACAUUAUCGGGAUUAUUACAUUAUCGGGAAUUUAUUACAUUAUCAGGUUCUACAGGGAUGCCCUCUGUUACCAUGACAGCUGUUUGCUGAGCCCUGCGAUGGUUUUGCUUUUAUCGCAGCUCAAACUCCAAAGACAUCUGAAAGAACUGUGAUUGGAAAAUGGAAUGCUGUGGAAACAGCACAGGCAAAAAUCACCUGUGGACAUUUAAACUUCUAUUGCUGUAUUUUAGUCAUUUAUUCUCUUCCCCAUUACAAAGUGGAACACUAAAUAAUAUUUAACAAUCACAUCGGAGUGAAACCAAAAUUAAGAAAAACACUAUUGCAUUUGAUUAAAUGCUGAAAAGAUUUUCAGACUGAAGGAUAUUUGCAUAGCAAUUUGUGAUUAUCAUAUGAUUCAUCAUUGUAUUGCUGUGAAGUGGUUUGUUAGUUGAGUAUUAGUGUUUUCUGAUUAUAGCUAAUGUCGGUUCGAUGUUUUGGAUUACGGGCCCUCGAUCAUCUCUAGCAUAUUUCCUCUAGCUCCUCUUUAUAAUGGAAAUGAAGACCCUGCUUUAGUCCUGAUCAUUGUUUUGAUAAUAUUUAUAAAACGGUUUUGCAGUCUAAAUGUUAAAACAUUUGCACUGUCUGAAGCUGGUUUGUACGAUACUCUUCUAAUGGUAUACUUCAAUAUCUUCUCUAUACAUAUUAGCCCUUACACAGGGCAGUCUUGUCAUUGUUUUUAACACUGGAAUCACAUUAUGCAAAUGAAAGGCAGAUGAAGCUUGUAGAAUCACAUUUUGGUAAUGUUUAAAACAGAUGAAAUGAGCCUUAAACAUGUUGUGAAACACAUUGUCAUACAUGAGGUGGUUGCAAGAUGGCAGCACAAUGGAUGUUUUAAUGCUUAUAAUGGAAUAAAUAUUGCAUGGAA
This is a messenger RNA of Centropristis striata (black sea bass), 5030 nucleotides long. It is a transcript of the gene abhd17c, whose product is annotated as abhydrolase domain containing 17C, depalmitoylase. Bases 335 to 1219 code for a protein of 294 amino acids. Gene Ontology annotation, cellular component: plasma membrane; endosome membrane. Gene Ontology annotation, biological process: protein depalmitoylation. The transcript has 3 exons. Lineage: Eukaryota; Metazoa; Chordata; Actinopteri; Perciformes; Serranidae. Gene Ontology annotation, molecular function: palmitoyl-(protein) hydrolase activity. The record is from RefSeq and is a predicted model, not a curated record.